Cuscuta campestris is the source of this 1928-nucleotide messenger RNA. The record is from the annotation of a GenBank genome assembly. NCBI's taxonomy places the organism in Eukaryota, Viridiplantae, Streptophyta, Magnoliopsida, Solanales, Convolvulaceae.
CAGCGACGAUGGUGAGAGAGCGAAGUAAGAAAAUACAAAAGGCCUCAAGAUAGUGCGGUACCACCGGGUACGCUGUACGCGCACGCACGCGAUCCAAUCUCCUUCUCCCAAACCCUAGCUCCUCAAAUUGCAUUCUCUCGUUAACCGCGCACAGUGAUUUGGCCAUGUCCAGGUGUUUGAGCAGUAGCUGAACAGUUUUGAUUUGGACUCGUCGGACCCUAAGAUGCAUAGGGUUGUGUGUGUUUCAAGACAGCGACCUUGUGCGCCUAGAAGCUCUCAGUUUAUGACAAGGAAGCUGUACCUUGAAAAUUACUACAUUUCUCAGUUGUCAAUGUGGAGUGGCAAAGGGACAUUUGCCCCUCAUUCUACAAAAGUGAAGGGAUUAGUUAAGAAGGGAAACUGUCAAAGGUGUUUUUGCUGCUUUAGUUCUCCACUUGAUGUUAAUGUUGCUGCGGCUUCUGGUUGGGUCUCUAAUAUGGACCAAAUGCUUCUAGUGACAAGUAUAUUCCUUACUUACAUUGCUGGAGCCGUUUCUCCAAAGAAGUCAUUUGUAAAUCCUGUAGAAAACAUGUCACAUGAUUAUGUGUUUCCAAAACAUGGCGCAUCCCUUGUUGGCAGCAUAAACAAGAAAGAGGAAGGCACCAAAUUGCAGUUUGCUUGGGAUGUGGUGGAGAGCAAACUGUCAGAUUCCCUGCUUGCUGUAAAUCAAGGUGUGGAAUCAAGUAUUUCUACCAAUGAAAUCAAACAGAACUGUACAAGAUUGCUUUCAAGUUUGUCUGCCAUAGCUGAAGUUCCUAGGCUACGCUUACUUUGGGCUUCUUUUCAGUUUCUCAAGAAAGAGGUAGAUAAUCUUUCUGAAGUUUUGGUUACUGAAAGCAAGGACAAAGUUGCUCUUCUCAUUGAUUCCAUUCGAAAAUCCAGCAAGCAAUUAUGUGUCACUUGGUUGAAGAAGGAGCUGUCAUUUGGAAAUAGCAAAGCUGACAGUAAUCGUAUUUGUUCAAUGGUUGAUACAUUGGAUGAGGAUGGAGGCAUUUUGCAGAUCAUCAGAAAGUUGGGCAAGGAGGAUCUAUAUGUAGAAUUGGUGUCUGUUACUAAUUUUGGUUUCAUCAGGGAUGGAGCCUAUUAUGAUCAUAGUUUUUUCAAAGAGCAUGGGGUGGCCAUAUUAGAGGAUUUGGUAAUUACAUUGGCAGAAGGGGCAGCAAGCAUGUAUUUGGAGCUUAUUUCAGUGGAUAGUAGAGUGUCAAAUGAAAUGAACAGUCUUGGUUUAAGUUUAUGUACUUUAUCUACCCGAGCACUUCAGAGGUUAAGGAACGAGGUGGCAAUGCACAGGUGGUUACAUCAUAACAUGGGAGCAGUUGUAUCAAUGUAUGAGGACCGCUUUGACUUGUGCACGUUUGAAUGCCAACCUAUAGAGGAGUCAGGUAAAAGGAGAGUUGAAAAUCAUCAUUGGUGGAAUAAACUUGGUCUUAUUAGGUCAAAAACUGUAUCAUCUUCCUUGCGAGUUGCCUUCAUCAACCAGAUAUCUAUAGCUGCUAAGCGCACCAAAGAAUUACGGUCCCUAUCUGGAUGGAGGUAUUACUUCAGUCUUUUCCUUGAAUUGUCUGAUAUCGCCAUGCCCUUGAUAAGAACAGUCAUUGCCAAGGUCAGCGAUGCAAUUUCAUUCUUUCUAGUUUGCUUGAUUGGGAGAUCUCUGGGACUUAUCUAUACUGGUAUAAGGCAAUCCCUCAGAUGGAAGUGAGAAAACAGGGCGUUUCUUCAUCAUUGUUUUUCUUCUAAUUUUUUGCCUUGGCUUUAAUGGUCAUAGGAAAUCUAUCAAAGUUUUGAUCACUUCUGUUACUGCAAUCUUAAGCAUGCAAUGAGUUUAUUUAUAUGAUCUACACUUGAUGGAGUGUGCACAUUAUAUGGUCCACACUUUACACUUUGGGUAU